AUGAAGAGCAUUUACUUUGUGGCUGGAUUGUUUGUAAUGCUGGUACAGGGCAGCUGGCAGCAUUCCCUUCAAGACACAGAGGAGAAACCCAGAUCUUUCUCAGCUUCCCAGACAGAGCUGCCUGAUGAUCCUGAUCAGAUGAACGAAGACAAGCGUCAUUCACAGGGCACAUUCACCAGUGACUACAGCAAGUAUCUGGAUUCCAGGCGUGCUCAAGAUUUUGUGCAGUGGCUCAUGAAUACCAAGAGGAACAGGAAUAACAUUGCCAAACGUCAUGAUGAAUUUGAGAGACAUGCUGAAGGGACCUUUACCAGUGAUGUAAGCUCUUAUUUGGAAGGCCAAGCUGCCAAGGAAUUCAUUGCUUGGCUGGUGAAAGGCCGAGGAAGGCGAGACUUCCCAGAAGAAGUCACCAUUGUUGAAGAACUCCGCCGCAGACAUGCCGAUGGCUCUUUCUCAGAUGAGAUGAACACUGUUCUUGACACUCUUGCCACCAGGGACUUUAUCAAUUGGCUGAUUCAGACCAAAAUCACUGAGAGGUGA
Molecule: messenger RNA, 540 nt
Organism: Fukomys damarensis (Damara mole-rat)
Lineage: Eukaryota; Metazoa; Chordata; Mammalia; Rodentia; Bathyergidae
Gene: Gcg
Product: glucagon
Exons: 4
Coding region: 1-540 (179 amino acids)
Biological process (GO): adenylate cyclase-modulating G protein-coupled receptor signaling pathway; positive regulation of insulin secretion involved in cellular response to glucose stimulus; negative regulation of apoptotic process
Cellular component (GO): extracellular region
Molecular function (GO): glucagon receptor binding; hormone activity
Source: RefSeq, a predicted model, not a curated record